This is a messenger RNA of Penicillium macrosclerotiorum, 1587 nucleotides long. RefSeq lists its product as uncharacterized. The record is from RefSeq and is a predicted model, not a curated record. The coding region runs from base 1 to 1587 and encodes 528 amino acids. Lineage: Eukaryota; Fungi; Ascomycota; Eurotiomycetes; Eurotiales; Aspergillaceae. The transcript has a single exon.
AUGUGGAUUCGCAAGAACAAUCCAACCACUGAGCACUACUACAGCUCUGGUGGAGCUUUACCGGAGAUCUCCCUCCCCGAAAUGGGUGAAAGAAUACGUCGCAUACGACUGCAAGGCGAUCGAUUCUGGUACCCUGACAAUCGCUCCGCAGAUCGCGAGGUUGAUGAACUCCUUGGUCCAGCCCGCUUGGGAGGAUCUGAGAUACAUGAUCAGGUAAGGGAUUUGCUGGCCACUCUGAAUCGCCGCAGAAUGUUUCCAGAUGUUUUGGACGGAGCAUCAUUGUGUACCACGGCGCUGUCAACCGAGGGUAGCCUUGAAAUAUUUCUUUUUCAAGUUUUGCUAGCCAAUGCACUACAUAUGCGCAUGCAGCGUGCAUCUGACAUCGCAUUUGGUAACUUGAACAAUCGAGUUAUUGCGGCUAUGCAUGCAUCUGAAAGAUGGAUCAAUGGUGUUGAUCUCAAAUUUCCCGACCCCGAAGAGCAAUCUGACUAUGUUGAGAUACGCAGCCUCGUACACGAGCAACAGGCCGAGGGAUUGGUACGUUUUGCGGAGCUGAUGGCAUGGCCGGCAAUUGGAGAGAUGCGUAGGCUCGUGGAAGAGGCAUAUCCUAAGAUACUGGCGGGCGAGAACUGCAAUAGACAUCUAUAUGACUGGCUCUAUGGCCUGAUGCUGCCUGGAAAUGCCUUUGUAUUUACGAUAAUGGCAGCCUUGGUGGCAGCCACUCCAUCUAUACAGCAUCUCGAGUCGGCACAGUACUAUAUGUCAGGACUAAUCCUUCAAGAUCGAUCAUACUGGCGGGUGAAGAGUGUACUCGGUCGUGUUCUUGGUGGCAUGAAGGGGGUCAGAGCUGGAAAUGGCUGGGCAGGUCCAUUUCCGAGACCUGUGGCUUCAUCUACGGAGGAAAUUGCGGACGGUUGGUGGCGUGUUCAUGCGAGAGAUGUGGCUUUCAACCGAUUUAUGCCUCGGGAUCAACCAGCAGACGGGGGAAGGUUCCCUCCUUUCUUGCGUCGGGAAGAAAAUUCAACCAAAGCAGAUUGGAUACGCGGAAUUAACGACCGCUCAGAAUGGGUCGUACCUCUUGGGCCUCGCAAUUUGUCCGACAAAGUCGAGUUUCAGGCGAUUAAACUCAGGAAAAUAGGACUCACUUCGCCGGAACCUACACAAGCUUCGACGACAACCCUGCAGAACACAAAUGAGCAGCAACAGCCAGAGCCAGAGCAACGGGCCGUUCUGGAAUUGCGUAUCAACGAUAAACUGGUCGAAUUCACCUUAUACAGUAACCCAAUUUUUGUUGCAGCUCCUCAAUGUGUUGACGGACCACAUGCUGUGCAGAAGCAAGAUUAUGAAAAGCUGCAAAAUGUCUUGAGUGUCAGUCAGUUGCCGGGCUAUGUUCAUAAUGAGAAAAGAGUGUUGAUUAUCGAUGCAUCUGGACAAGGAGAAUGUGAGCUUGCGGCACGAGCCUGGUGUUCUGAGAAUGGGCAACAUGCUGUCCUAGCUAGAGGGCAUGGAACUUGUUUGGCGUGUGCUGUAAAGGCUGCCAGUCAAGGUGGCCUUGCAAUUGGAUGUGUAAUUUGCACAGGGUUAUAG